This is a messenger RNA of Medioppia subpectinata, 895 nucleotides long. The record is from the annotation of a GenBank genome assembly. Lineage: Eukaryota; Metazoa; Arthropoda; Arachnida; Sarcoptiformes; Oppiidae.
AAAAGUUAUAAAUAAAGCGAUUAUUAAAACAAUAAUUGAAUUGAUUUUUAAUGAUUUAAUGAUUGAAUUGAUUGUCAUUUAAAUCAAUGAAUUAAAAGCGAUGUUUAAAUCAGUGGUGAUGUCGUCGGGUGUGAGACAAGUGAUGAUUAGAUCCGGUAAUGUCUACCAAUCGGUGGUCAGACGGCAAUUGGCGAGCUCUUCAUCGGAUGGGAACAAAUCGGGUGACGAUUCCCUCACUAAUGAGUUAUUGUCUGAUCUGAAGAGACCAUCGGAUGAAAGUGUGGCCAACAAAGAGACGAAUCGGUUAUCGUUUGCGAAAGCGUUUGAAAAGUUUGUCACAAUUUCUAAAGAGAGACAAAACGGUGGGAAAGACAGCGCUUCCGACGAGCCAUCGGUUCCCUUCCCGACACUUCUUCGUCACUCGACUUUCAUCCAAAUGGGAGAUCCGGAGGGAAAGGUUGUCAUCGGACGCAUCGACGAUGUGGUGGACGAAGACCUGUACGUCGACUUCGGCUUCAAAUUCAACGGCGUCUGCAAAAGACCCAAAUCUAACCAAAGCCAAUACGUGAGGGGAGCGAAAGUGAAGGUCCGGAUCAAUGACUUGGAACUGUCCGAUCGAUUCUUGGGCUCAUCCAUAGACAUGACUCUAUUGGAGGCCGACAUCACUCUAAUGGGGAUCGUUUGGUCGCCCGCGAGAAGCACUGCCACCGACCAGAGGGUUGACCAAAAUGUCGACAUUUAGUUCAUACCAUAGACUCGUUGUUUUCAAUUGUAGACCAAAUCAUAGUUUUAUACAUAAAAUUAAUUAAUGUAAACAUUCGUGAGUCACGAAUAUAUUAUGAAUUAGGCGUUAGUUUUGAAUUAUAUCAAUAAAAUUAAUUCAUUGUUUUUUAAA